CAAAUUGACGUGGCUUGGCUCCGGGACCGCUGUUGUUGCCCGCACUGCGUCAGUCCUUCCUCGGGCAACAAAUCCUUCUCUACCGCCGAAAUCCCAAGUGACAUUACCUUUCAGAGCGUCAAAGAAAUGCCAGAUGGCUCCCAUGAGAUUCGCUGGACAAACGACAUCCCGCGAGCUGCCGCCGUUGACCACGUCUCCGUCUUUCCAGCCACCGGCCACCAGAGUAUUGGGAGGUCAUUGACCGAAUCGCCAGCUCUUUUCUUCCAUCAUGCCCGUGUACAAGAGCCUUUUAGAUUCGAGUGGAACAGGGAAUCCCUCCUUGAGAGACUGGAGAGGAUCGACUACAAAGACUACAUGGAGGGAGGCCCGGCUUUCAGGUCAACCGCCCUCUCCCUCGCCAAGAUUGGGCUCGUUUUCCUCACCAACGUGCCCCAAACCGAAACUGCCGUAGCUGAUAUAGCUCUCAAGUUCGGCGCCGUCAAGGAGACGUUUUAUGGCCGCACCUGGGACGUCAUCUCUAAACCUGAUGCAGAAAACGUCGCCUACACCUCCUCUUACUUGGGCUUGCACUCGGACAUGCUCUAUCUCGAAUCGCCGCCUCGCAUACAGCUCCUCCAUUGCUUGGAGAACUCGUGCUCGGGGGGUGAAUCCAUCUUCAGCGACGCCUUACAGGCCGCUAGCUCAGUCGAAAAAUUCGUACCUGAUGGCUACGAUGCAUUGACCAAAUACUUGGUACCGUACCACUAUGAUAAGAAUGGUUUCUUCUACCGCCAAGCGCGACCCGUCAUCGCUGGCAGGAAUGAAAGAGACCGCGAGGUCUGGUGGUCCCCGCCCUUUCAGGCCCCUUUGCCGGGCAUGCGCGAUGAGACAGCCUCGGGAGAUUGGCAAACCUGGCUCGACGGGGCGCGCGCGUUCCAACGAAUCCUGGAACAAAGCGACAACGUGUACCAGUACAGGCUCCAGCCGGGCGAGUGCGUGCUGUUUGACAACCGGCGCGUCCUCCACGGCCGCCGGGCCUUUGACACAGCAAGUGGGCGCCGCUGGCUCAAGGGUACAUAUGUCGCCGACGAGGAUUUCCGAAGU
Colletotrichum godetiae is the source of this 1083-nucleotide messenger RNA. RefSeq lists its product as uncharacterized. The transcript has a single exon. Gene Ontology annotation, cellular component: mitochondrion. The annotation marks the transcript as partial. Lineage: Eukaryota; Fungi; Ascomycota; Sordariomycetes; Glomerellales; Glomerellaceae. The record is from RefSeq and is a predicted model, not a curated record. Gene Ontology annotation, molecular function: oxidoreductase activity. Gene Ontology annotation, biological process: carnitine biosynthetic process.